This is a messenger RNA of Pochonia chlamydosporia 170, 2676 nucleotides long. RefSeq names its product kinase domain-containing protein. Gene Ontology annotation, biological process: protein phosphorylation. The transcript is spliced from 5 exons. Lineage: Eukaryota; Fungi; Ascomycota; Sordariomycetes; Hypocreales; Clavicipitaceae. Gene Ontology annotation, molecular function: ATP binding; protein kinase activity. The coding region runs from base 1 to 2676 and encodes 891 amino acids. The record is from RefSeq and is a predicted model, not a curated record.
AUGUCCGGCGCUGCGCAGCAACAGCAACAGCCCGGCUCAGCCUCUGGCGGGGAUGGGCCAAACCGCAAUGCCACUCGACCCACGAACAGACGGGCAAUAGAUGAUUUCGUCGAUUUCGUCGAGGAUACAAAGAAAAAGUGCGUGGGCAGAAACGGGCUCCGGGAGAGAGAGCCCUAUAUCCCACUUGACGCCCUCGAGGAGUAUUGGCAUCCCACAAGCAUCAGGGCUCUUUGCAGAUCCCUUCAUCUCAGUAUUCCGUGCGAAGUUGACGCUAUCAAGUCGCGGCUUUUGCGUACAUUCUCACUUUUGGUCCAUGUCGACAUGGUGUCACACCUCGACGUCUUCGUCAAAUGGAAAAUAUCUGAUGCUCAUUUCCCGCUCGGCGAAGACAGUUUACCACCCGUACUAAAACAGCCGCGGUACAAAGACCUUGUAGAGGUAAUUCUCAUAUAUCAGUGGCUCUUUUUCCCCCUGGUAUUAAAGCCAACAGAGCUCUCGGGAAUUCACCUACCAGAGCGACUCAUCUUGCCCUUUGAUUCCGAAGAAACAAUUUAUCAGAGCAACUCUUCCAAUAUCACAAAGACGGUUACCCGGUCAUCUUCAAGUCCUGAGAUCCAGAGAGAGGUGUACGUUAUCAAGUCUUACUCGAGUAGUCUUGCGAACCGGUAUGCGAACGAACGAUUGGCCCUAACAGCUAUCCAAGAUCUUCGAAAUCCACACAUAAUCAGCUACCAUGGUUCGUUUGUGCAGAGUGGCACUAACAACCUUGUGUUGGGGUAUGUUGAUGGUGGCAACUUGGCUGAGUACUUUGAGAAUACGCCGAGGCCAGCCACACGACAUGAUGCCUGGUUGUUCUGGAAGAGUAUGACCGGAGUUUGGAAGGGGCUCGUCGGCCUUCACAGGUUGGCUCCCAGCGGCGAUGCCAAAAACGAGGCUAGCGAGAUUCACUGGGGGGUACACGAAGACCUCAAGCCUGACAACAUUCUCAUUUCCAGGAAUGGUGUCACUUCAAACUCACCAUAUGAGUUUAUCCCUAUCAUCUCUGACUUUGGGCACAGUUGUGUCAGAAUCGCAUCGCGAGAUGGAGUGGACCCGGAGAAGAGGCUCGUUCCUGACCGGCAUGGGAACCAAGAGUUUGCGGCGCCUGAAGCAAGCCACCAUGCAAGCCACCUACGUCGGGGUCAUUCCACGAUCGACGCGAGCGUAGACGUCUGGUCGAUGGGAUGUAUCCUGAGCGUCGCUGCUGCUUGGGUUGUAAUGGGCGACUAUGGCAUCGAAUCAUACGAUGCUAUGAGAAGUAAAGAAUUCAAAAGCAUCGCUAGCUUUGAAGACCAAGCCUAUCGCGGAUGUUUUCACAAUGGGACUGAUCCUUUGGACGCGGUCGCCAAGACGCACCGGCAAGUAAGCGAAACCGGCGACGAAUUCACUCAACAAGUUGUCAACCUCGUAGGUCGAUUCUGUAUUGUGGGAGAUCCAAAAGCUCGUCAGCCAGCCCAUAAGAUGUAUGAGUUACUUUGCAACAGCUUGGGCAGGGAAUAUCCUCCAACUCCCAGGAUAACCACGCCUUUGAAAGUCAGAACACCGGAUUUUUCCCAUACUCAUCGUCGUGGGAUAUCACAAGAGAGUGGAGUUUCUAGCAGGAGUGAUAAUUACAUGCUCCUCGGCUCCCCGAUCUCUUCCGGGCCGUUCUCACCCAACCUCCAAACUCCUCCAUCUGCCGGCACGUCCGUCGUUCCAGUAUCCAACGGCCACAUCGUGGAGAGCCCGACCGACUUCAUGGGCAGAAGUAGCCAGAUCUUGCUACCAAGUUCUCCGUCCUUGCUCGAACCUCGACAUUCAGGCCAGUCCCUAGCAGUGCCAGAAACACGGUUGCGUAGCACCGAACCCUCGCCUCAGAGAGAUGCAUUUCUGACGAUUGACGAGUGCCACGAAUGGGUUGACGCAAAGAAGUCAAAGCGUUAUGUUGACAACACAGUGGACAGGGCCAUUCAGCGUCUGCAAAAGCAAUUAAAAGGUCGGGAGCACAUCUUUCUCAUUGAGGACUCCCCGUCCAUGCGAUCAUACAGGAAGGAGCUGCUUGAUGUGUUCCUAACUUUAUCUUAUAUGGCCAAGCCAAUGGAUCCGAAUCGCAUUGAACUCAUAUUUGCGUCACAGCCAUCAAUCGUGCACAAACCAUUUCCUCUGCCUUCAGUACUCGACAGCCUCAAAAACAGACCUUUGCGGGAGGCAUUCAAAAAUUGCCAAUUCGACCUAGUGGACGGCUUCAUGGAGCAGAGUCUAGGGCAAGUCGUCGAUAAGAUCAUAAGGGAGAAGCUCGUCUUGAGGCCGAAUGGCAGCCUUGCCCCUCCAGUUAGCCUUUUCGUCUUCACUGACGGUCGCUGGGGUAAAAACGGAGACUUACCAUGUGGCGUAGAAAUGCCUAUUCAGAAGUUGAUGAACUCUACUAGGAGAUACGGCGGUGGUCGCACUCAAAUGAUGGUGCAAUUUGUUCGUUUUGGCGACGACGAGAAUGGUAUGCAGUAUCUGGAUUAUUUGGACAAAUUCGGUAAGAAAGACAAGUGGGACAUAGUCGACCACAAACCCAUCAGUGGCAACAUAUUCACACUAUUUACCGGGAGCAUUACCACCAGGGGUGACGACGAGGGCGAAUCUGGUUCGUCUUCAAGACAAACAUGA